This is a messenger RNA of Leptopilina boulardi, 1159 nucleotides long. RefSeq lists its product as uncharacterized. NCBI's taxonomy places the organism in Eukaryota, Metazoa, Arthropoda, Insecta, Hymenoptera, Figitidae. The transcript is spliced from 6 exons. Bases 137 to 919 code for a protein of 260 amino acids. The record is from RefSeq and is a predicted model, not a curated record.
ACCAAUUUGAAACUUGCUUCAUGUGUGGUGUCAAAUGCUUAGAUCACAGUCAAUACAACGUCUCUUGUGAACAGUUUGAAAAAUAGAAUCUUGCUGAAACUUUGUGAAAAAUAUUUGUGAAGGAAGGAACUUGAAAAUGGAAAAUAACGUGGACUUCACAUCUAAUGAGGCGAUCGAUGCAAUCAAGUUGUGGGAUAAAACAGUAGAGUUAGUUGCUUUUGUGCAAAAGGUGAUUCCUCGAAGAUUGUCCGGGAAAACGGAAUUGCUUAAAUUCUAUUUAAGCAACAAUUCAGGAAAAAUAAUACAAUGUGUAAUAUGGGGCACAGAAGAAAUUAAUGAAUUAGAGGAACAUAUCUGUGAAGCUAAUAUACUACACAUUGAUGGAGCAUGUUCUCGAGCACCCACGAAAGAAGAGUAUAACAAAGGAAAUGUUAAUUACGAAUUACAGUUGUUUUCGACAACUGUUAUUAAUGUUCUUGGGGCACAUAACAUUCCAGAAAUACAAGAAGAGGAAAAUGAAAUCCCCGAUGUUGAACUGUGUGACAUCAUUCAUCAUGAAAACAACGUAAUAAGGCUUUAUGCUUAUAUUAAAAGCAAAUUCGUAAGCCAAAGCUUUGGAAUUAAUCGGCAUUUUGGCACCUAUGGCUGUGGCUCAGUCACUGAUGGAAAUUUUAAAAUGGAAGUUAGGAUUGUUUCCUUUCAAAAUACUUUGACCUGCAAAAAAUGUCAUCCAGUGUAUCUUACUGGAAAAGUGAGAAAUCAAGGACCAAGAAUUUUCUUGCAAUUGAACACCGAAGCAGACAUUGAAGUUACAGAUGCUCCUCCUCUUCCACUCAAAGAUAUUCUAAUGGGAUAUCGGGAAUUGAAAAGAGUGAAUGAUGACCAAAUGGAAAGAGAAAACCCCGCACAAAGAAAUUAAAAAAUUUAUUUUAUUAUUUUCCAAAGAUAAUUUAAUUACGAUUAUAAUAAUGAUCUCAAUAGCAAGAAAUGCUCAAAAUGUGAAAACGAGUAUUGAAAAGUUAUUAAAAAAAAUUUAUCUAUCAAGUUUAUUGUAAAAAAUUCUUCAAAUUUAUUCAAUUGACCUUAAUUUCAUUUCGUUUUUUUGAAAAAUAAGUUUAUUUAGACGUUAAAAUUAUGAAUAUUUUUUACAUUCAUAACA